AUGCCCGUGCUCCUCGCGCGGCGGGGAGCGGAGACGGCCGGGCAGGGGGCUUUCCCGCUCUCGGCGGUGCAGCAGAGGCGGCCCCCGGAGGGAGGGAGGGAGGGUCGCCCCCGUGGGGCUGCCUCGCCUGCUCGCGGGAGGAGGAGGAGGAGGAGGGGGGGGCGAGAAGAGCGCUGCCGAGACCCGGCGAGCGAGCGAGUGCAGACGGCUGCCGCCGCCGCCGCCUGCUCUCCACCCGGGGCGGGGAGCGGCAGCCGGCGCCGCCCUCCCCGCGCGAGCCCCUCCCUCCGUCCCUCCCCCCGGCUGGCUUGUGGCGCGCCUCGGGGGCGGGCGGCGAUGGCCGUCGGGGGCGGCUGGUUCCAAGUGGGCUUCCGGGCGGGGUGGGGCGCGGGGCUGGAGCCGGUGCGGCUGGGCGGCGGCGCGGGGGCGGCGGUGCGGCCCAGCUGGAGCUUCGUGGGGCUGGCGGCGGCCGGUGGGGAGGGCCCCCUCCCCCCAAGGAGCCCCGCCUGUAACCUGCGCUGUGCUUGCCUCCCGGCAGGGGCGGCGCCGGUGCUGCGGGGCGCGGGGGGCUGGGCGGCCCUGCCCGGGGACUGCCGCGACGUGCUGCCCUCCGAGACGCACGUGGUGCUGCUGCGCGGGGGCGCGCUGGAGGCGUGGCGCGUGGCCGCCGGCCCGGCCCUCGACCCCCGCGGGCCCGUGUGGCGGCGGGAGCUGCGCGACGCGGAGGCCGCAGGGGAGCCCGGGCCGCCCCCCGACCCCCUCCCCGCAGGGCUGCCCCUGGUGCCGGGCGGCUACGUGGUGCCGCGGCCGGGCUUCUUCCGGCCCCUCUGCCCGGCCCUGCGCGCCCGCCGCCUGGCCUUGGGCCACGAGCACGCCGUGCUGCUGGACGCCGCCGGAGACCUCUUCACCUGGGGCAACGGCAGGCACGGGCAGCUGGGCCACGGAGGACUGGAGGACGCCGCCGAGCCGCGGCGGCUGGAGGCCUUGCAGGGGGUGCCCAUGGGCCCCGUGGCGGCCGGCGGCUGGCACUCCGCCAGCGUCAGCGAAGCAGGCGACUUAUAUAUGUGGGGUUGGAACGAGUCCGGGCAGCUUGGGCUGCCUGCCAAGGGGGUGCCGGAAAGCCCCGUGGCUGCUCCAGCAGAGGCCGACCGCAGCGGAACACCAUCUGGCGCACAGUGCGAGAGCCCCCAAGCCGCCUUCAUUUCCAUCCAGUCCUUUCCUGCGCUGCUGGAUAUGCCUCAAGGGACAGAUGUCAGCAAGGUCAGCUGUGGAUCGCGCCACACCGCUGCCCUGACACGAACUGGGGAUCUCUACACGUGGGGCUGGGGUAAAUACGGGCAACUGGGCCACGGGGCCACAGCUACUUCCGACAGGCCAAAGAAAGUCUGCUGCUUCGAGGCCUGGGGCCUUGGGGUGGAGGAUGUGGUGUGUGGGCCGUGGACCACUUUUGCCCUUGCCCUGCCCCUCUGA
Messenger RNA from Euleptes europaea (tarantolino), 1470 nucleotides. It is a transcript of the gene RCCD1, whose product is annotated as RCC1 domain containing 1. The record is from RefSeq and is a predicted model, not a curated record. The transcript has 7 exons. The coding region runs from base 1 to 1470 and encodes 489 amino acids. NCBI's taxonomy places the organism in Eukaryota, Metazoa, Chordata, Lepidosauria, Squamata, Sphaerodactylidae.